CAACAUCACCACAGUUAAGUUGUUCCAUGUCUUCAGCAACAUCACCACAGUUAAGUUGUUCCAUGUCUUCAGCAACAUCACCACAGUUAAGUUGUUCCAUGUCUUCAGCAACAUCACCACAGUUAAGUUGUUCCAUGUCUUCAGCAACAUCACCACAGUUAAGUUGUUUCAUGUCUUCAGCAACAUCACCGCAGUUAAGUUGUUCCAUGUCUUCAGCAACAUCACCACAGUUAAGUUGUUUCAUGUCUUCAGUAACAUCACUACAGUUAAGUUGUUCCAUGUCUUCAGCAACAUCACCACAGUUAAGUUGUUCCAUGUCUUCAGCAACAUCACCACAGUUAA
Molecule: messenger RNA, 342 nt
Organism: Candidula unifasciata
Lineage: Eukaryota; Metazoa; Mollusca; Gastropoda; Stylommatophora; Geomitridae
Source: the annotation of a GenBank genome assembly